This is a messenger RNA of Lucilia sericata (common green bottle fly), 432 nucleotides long. RefSeq names its product chymotrypsin inhibitor-like. The coding region runs from base 66 to 308 and encodes 80 amino acids. The transcript has 2 exons. Lineage: Eukaryota; Metazoa; Arthropoda; Insecta; Diptera; Calliphoridae. The record is from RefSeq and is a predicted model, not a curated record.
AGUUGUUUUUCAAACUUAAUUACAAACUUUCAAACUUCAUUUAAAAAACAAAAAAAAAAAAAAAUAUGGCCAAAUUAUUCCAAAAUAUUUUCUUGGUAUUAGCCCUUGUUCUUGCCUUCGCAGCAGCCACACAAGCCGAAGAUUGUGGUGACAACAAAGAGUUUAACUCAUGUGGUUCUGCCUGCCCUGAUAGAUGUGGUGAAUCGGAACCCAGAGCCUGUACCAUGCAGUGUGUUAUUGGUUGCCAGUGCAAACGUGGCUAUAUGUUAAACUCGAAAGAUGAAUGUGUACUUCCAGAAGAUUGUUAAUGAAAGGAUUUGUUUUAAAUAAUAUUCCAACUAAAUAUGUAAAUACACAUACUUACAUACAUACACACAUAUAUGCAAGAAAAUAAAAAAUGUAUUUCAAAUAUAUUUUGAAUAUGCAACCAAA